AUGGCGCUCCGUCGACCUCAUCGCAAAUCCCGCCACGGCUGUCUGGAAUGCAAACGCCGACGAGUCAAGUGCGACGAAGCCAGACCAACUUGCUCCAAUUGCGCCAAGCGCCAUUCAGAAUGUGAAUAUGGCUCGUCCAGCUCCUUACUCUGGGCCAAUGAAGAACCAGCCGUGGCGAGACAAGCAUCUCGGGCAUCGGGUUCAGAUAGCGGCCAUCCCGGCGACUCCAUUCUAAGUAGCCCGCCAGCCGACUCCCUCGGCAUCCUGGGCCGGCUCAGCGGCGACGGUCUACCCGCGAACACGCCCACGCCGGCGCUGAAUCUGCAUGAUUUAGAACUCAUGCUGCACUGGUGCAAUGACACCUACCACACGCUCUCCCGCAAUGACCGCACAGAUCUAGUCUGGCGCAAUGCCGUGCCGGAAGAGGCCCUCUCGCACCCGUUCCUAAUGCACGGCAUCCUGGCGCUGUCCGCGCUACAUCUCGCCCGAACGGGUCCCGAGCCCUCGCGGCGCGCGGCGUAUCUCAAUCGUGCCGUCACGCACCAGAAUCAGGCCCUCGCUUUAUUCCGCGAGUUGCUCGGCGACAUCAACGAGACCAAUGCCAAGGCUAUGUUUGCCUUUGCCGGCAUCAUCGUCGUGUAUACCUUCGGGUUCCCGCAUACCCCAGACGUGCAGGACCCAUGGACCUGCGUGGACGACUUGUACCAGGUCCUCGUCUUGACGCGCGGCGUGCAGCAGGUUAUCCGCUCGCCGGCGGAUUAUCUCAGCCAUAGUAACUUCGCGCCGAUCCUGCAAGUAGAGGAGGUUCAUGCGAGACUGCCCGAUGACGCUACGGCGACGAUCAACAAUCUGCACGAGGCGAAUGAGGUCUGUGGUGCGCGUGACCAGUCCCAUGAGACGGAGGUGUAUACCGCCACUAUCGAUAAUAUAGCUGAGAUGCUUAGCUGGGUGUAUGGUGGGAUGACGUCCAGCGUGAUUGCUGGUCGGUGGGCUAUUAAAUUGCCUCCCCGGUAUUUGGAGUUGCUUCGGGAGCGUGAACCCAUGGCGCUGGUCAUGUUGGCUCAUUUUGGCGUGCUGUUGCAGUUUCUUAAGCAUCGCUGGUGCUUUGAUGAGUGGUGUGUGCGCGUUGCCAAAGCUGUGUGGAUGAUUCUGGAUGAUCAGUGGAGACCGUUGGUUCAAUGGGCGAUGGUUGGUAUUCUGGGUGAGAAUUAUCUGGAAAAGAUGGAUUCUCUGUGA
Molecule: messenger RNA, 1236 nt
Organism: Penicillium daleae
Lineage: Eukaryota; Fungi; Ascomycota; Eurotiomycetes; Eurotiales; Aspergillaceae
Product: Zn(II)2Cys6 transcription factor domain-containing protein
Exons: 2
Coding region: 1-1236 (411 amino acids)
Biological process (GO): regulation of transcription by RNA polymerase II
Molecular function (GO): zinc ion binding; DNA-binding transcription activator activity, RNA polymerase II-specific
Source: RefSeq, a predicted model, not a curated record